GUGUUAUUUACUUAUUCCGCGCAAGGUGGAGAGUCGAGAACGAAAAGAACCAUAGACUGAGUGGGAACAGCCAGUUUUUCGCACCAACGAAACAAAUCCUCUUUUCGAAAUCGUGUUUCACAUUUUUGUGAGUGUUCGUAUCUUGUGGCUGCAGUUGCUCAGGGAGCACCUUCGCUAACCACCAACUUUUUGUGUCUUGUUUUUGGCUUAGUGUUUGUGCGUUUUCUCAUCUCUCUGAAGACGAAUAGAAUCAUCUAUUACUUCGUGUGUGUGUGUGUUCCUCUCGAUACGAUAGAUACACACACACACACACACAUAGAAGACAUUAUAUGCACAUAAAAACGUUACGGUGAGCGAGGAGGCCUCGGUCGCGAGAGGAAUGCCAAUCGCGAUCGAUUUCAUGGCAGCCGUUCAUCCACCGCUGUCGUCGGCCGUCGUGCCAGGUCGCUAAGUCACAGAACAAAGUUCUUUCGAGAAUCACCAGACGACUACGAAUUAGCCCAACGAAUACCCACGGGCCACACAACCAAAAGAUAUUGAGCAUUGGCUUCGUUGGGUUCGUCUCGUGUACGUCAGCCAGGACACAAACUUCACGUCCGGCAUUGGAACGAUAUGACCGAACAGCAAUUGCCUCGAUCCAACGAUAUGAAUUCGGCAUCACCGCUAAGCAGUUCCUUUGUGGCGUCGCACCGGCGGCCUGAAUUGGUCGGCGGUCCGGUUGUCGGCUCCUCUUCCGGCUCGUCGGCCGCCGCUGCUGCUUCUGCUCCGGGUGCCAACAACAACAACAACAACAACCUGCCCAACUACCGGGAACAGGCGGCUCUCCAGCAACAAAUUUUGCAGCUCAAGCAGCAGCAACACCUGCAGCAACAAAUUCUCCUGCAGCAGUACCAAGUUCAGCAACAACAGCUGGCCCAGCAACAUGAAAAACAAUUACAGGAAUUCCUGGAACAGAAGAAAAAAGCUGAAGAAGAAGCUCGGCUGGAACGCGAACGUCACGAGAAGGAGCGCCUGUUGGCGCUGAAGAACAAGGAGAAACGUGAGCAGAGCGCCGUCGCUUCUUCCGAAGUGAAACAAAAACUCCAGGAAUUCGUGUUGAAUAAGAAGCAGAGAGAAGCUGCUGCAGCGGCCGCCGCAGCCGGCAACGGAACUGCCAACACGCCCAGCUCCUCUUCAGCUCCGUAUCGAGCGUGGACGGGAGCUGUGCCCACUUUGCCUGCCGGCCACGGAUGCGCCAACAACAAAGGAUCGACGUCGCAAUUAUCCAGCGGAUUGGGCUCAACGGGCAGCGGCAUCGGCAGCAGCAACGGCGUCGGCGGCGCCAGCUCGUCGUGUUCGUCAUCCUCAUCCAGCGGCAUUGUUCAUCCUCAUCCCUAUCGCCAUCCGCUCCUUCCUGGCAAUUUCGACGACGAUUUCCCACUCCGCAAAACCGCGUCGGAACCCAACCUGCUCAAAAUGCGGUACAAACCACGCGGGGCCGUCGAGCGUCGCAACUGCAGUCCGUUGGUGGCUCGGCGGAGGGGCGGCGGUGGUGGUCCGCAACAUCAUCUCUCCGGAGGCAGCGGGCCGGCCCUGCCGGGCCAUCAUCACUUGCCGCCACCUCCGCCCGUGCACCUCCACCACCGUCAACCCCCGCCACCUGCCCACUCCUCUUCUCUGGCCAUGGCCGCCGCCAAGCGGAUGGCGCAUCUGACAAGUCAAGAGACGGGCGGAAGCACUCCGGAAUCGCCUUCCGGUGCUGGAUCUCCGCUUGGCUCUCAACAUCCUUCAUCAGGGGUAGUGCCUGUACCUGAGGAGACCAGUCCGUCUCAGUACCACCUGAUGGCCAGUCACGGCCAGGGAAGCAUUUCGGAUCUGACGCUCUACACUAGCCCUUCUCUACCCAACAUAUCUCUGGGCCGGCCAGCGAUGGCCAACCAUCACGCUGCCGAACCUCCCGGAUUGGCCAUGGUCAGCGAGGUGGUGGACAUGCGCGCGGCCUUCUCUGUGCGCAUGGGCCUGCCCGCAACAGGAGGCAGUCAUCACACGCUGUACCAGCCGCCGCAACCUCAACACCACCACGCUCAUCCGCACCAUCAACAUCACCACCUGCUCAUGUCAUCCGCUUCACCUUUCUUUCCCCCGCCGCCCCCACCCGAUUCCGGCGGAGGCGAUUACGCAUCCGGCGGAGGAGGAGGAGGAGGUGGUGGUGGUGGUGGUGGUGGCGGCGGCGGUCCCGAAUCGCCCGGUUACAUUCAAAAGCAGAUGCAGUUGCUGGAACAGGCCGGCCAUCACACUCACGUUCUGAUGAGCGGACUCUACAACGGCGGUGCGCCCAUCACCGACGCUCAAGUGGCGCAGGCAAGACUGAACAAAUCGGGGAUGCGUCCACUGGGCCGGACGCAAUCGGCUCCCCUACCCCUUGGCCAUCCGCUGUUGCAAGGAGCGCCGCACGGAGUCGUGCCGUCCGUGCCGUUGACGCAGCAGCAAUUCGAUCAGUACGUCCGCGAACGUCAAAUCUACGAACAACAACAUCAACACAAUUUGCUCAAACAGCAUAUCCGGCAGACGGUGCUGACCAGGGCGGGCAGUCGAAGCCAAGUGGAAAAUGUCGAAGAAGAGACGGAAGCGGCCGUUGCUCGAGAAAUGUCACGCGAUCGCGGCACUCCUUUACCUGAAAUCAUCGACUUGACGGAGCAUAAAUUAGAGGAGGAAUCGGACAGCGAUCGUCACUCGUCCCGUGAUGGCUUGUCACCCCUCCAGGUGCGCUCGUCCAGCUCAAGAACGUCCCUACACGCCAGUUCAGGUUCGGCUUUUGCUCCGCGAGGCCAUCACGUUGCCCGGCCGUUAUCGCGAGCGUUUUCCAGCCCUUUGGUAUCGCUCGAUCCGCCUGGAGGUGGCCCGUCUGCGGCUGAAGGUGGCACGGCCGUUGUGCCGAUGACAUUGGCCGCCGCUGGAUGGGGCCCUUCGGCUGGAGGCGCUAAGCCGGGCAGUACCAGCACGGCGUUAGCCUACGACGGCCUCAUGUUGCGACACCAGUGCAUGUGUGGAAGUAACAGCGCCCACCCGGAGCACGGCGGACGUUUGCAGAGCAUCUGGGCCCGUCUGCAAGAAACGGGCGUGGUCCACCGUUGCCUGCGACUCCGUUCCCGCAAGGCAACAGCCGAAGAGCUCCAGUCGGUUCACUCUGAAGUCUACACGAUGCUCUUUGGCACCGAACCCAUGCACCGUCCCAAAGUGGACGUCAACCGUUUUGCCGAAUUGCCCAUGAAGAAUUUCGUCAUGUUACCAUGCGGCGGCAUUGGCGUCGAUUCCGACACGACCUGGAAUGAUAUCCACACGCCGUCCGCCGCCCGAAUGGCCGCCGGCUGCGUUAUCGACCUAGCCUUUAAGGCUGCCAUGGGCGAGAUUAAGAACGGUUUCGCCAUCGUUCGACCGCCGGGCCAUCAUGCGGAAGCUCAACAAGCCAUGGGAUUUUGCUUCUUUAAUUCGGUCGCCAUAGCGGCCAAACAGCUCAGACUCAGGCACAAACUGGAGCGCAUCCUCAUCGUCGACUGGGACGUCCAUCACGGUAAUGGAACCCAGCAAAUCUUUUACGACGAUCCCCGCGUCUUGUACAUUUCCAUCCAUCGCCACGACGACGGCCAUUUUUUCCCGGGUACUGGCAACCCUUUGGAGUGCGGAUCCGAUGACGGAAUUGGUUUCAACGUUAAUAUCGCCUGGUCAGGUGGACUCAAUCCGCCGUUGGGAGAUGCGGAAUAUUUGGCCGCGUUCCGAGCCCUCGUCAUGCCAAUUGCUCAAGAUUUCGACCCAGAAAUCGUCUUGGUGUCGGCCGGUUUCGAUGCUGCUACGGGCCACCCAUCUCCGCUGGGCGGCUACCAAGUGUCGGCCGCUUGUUUCGGGUACAUGACGCGACAGCUGAUGGAGUUGGCCGGUGGUAAGCUUGUGAUGGCUCUGGAAGGCGGUUAUGAUUUACCAGCCAUCUGCGACGCCUCGCACGAGUGCGUCCGAGCGUUACUAGGCGACGAACCGGUACCCAUACGGCAAGAAGAGCUCGCCAGGCGGCCAUGUCAAAAUGCCAUCGAUUCUCUUCAUAAAGUCAUCUCCAUCCAGCAACCUCACUGGCCGACCAUCAAACGCUACGCCUACUCGGCCGCUUUGUCGGCCUACGAAGUGGAGGGAGUCGGACGGACACGUCGUUACAGCAAUGGAUGCGGAUCGCUGGAAGGCGGAGAAGACAGCGAAACGCUGUCAGCUAUGGCCGGCCUAUCGGUCUGCCGGACAGAUAGCAGCAAAAGCAUUGCGUCGUCCUCCAGGGAGCUGUCGCAAGAGCCGAUGGAUCAGGACGAUUCCAAAUGAUUUGAAAAAAAAAAAAAAAUAAUUUCUGGAACGUGAAAGAUGCACAAGUAGAAAACUAAAUUGUUUGUGAAAAGUGGCCGAAUUGAGAAGAAAAAUUUGGAAAUAUCGAAAGAGACGAAUGGAACGUGUCCGCGUUAAUUGGUCAACGCGCGUGAAUCGUACAGAACAUACAGAGUUGGCGAUCUCGUUUGUGGGCCACCGAAUAUUUUGUUUGUUUUGUUUUUUUUUUGUUUGUUUUUUUUUGCAUUAUUAUUAUGUGUUUGUGUGUGUGUGUGUGUGUAUGUGUUUGUGUGUGUGUGUGUUGUUUUGUAAUUGGCAGGAUUUAGGGAGGGCGUUUUUGAGAAGAGAGGCGG
This is a messenger RNA of Daphnia carinata, 4691 nucleotides long. It is a transcript of the gene HDAC4, whose product is annotated as histone deacetylase 4-like. The coding region runs from base 613 to 4338 and encodes 1241 amino acids. The record is from RefSeq and is a predicted model, not a curated record. Gene Ontology annotation, biological process: negative regulation of transcription by RNA polymerase II; chromatin organization. The transcript has 20 exons. Gene Ontology annotation, cellular component: histone deacetylase complex. Gene Ontology annotation, molecular function: histone deacetylase activity. NCBI's taxonomy places the organism in Eukaryota, Metazoa, Arthropoda, Branchiopoda, Diplostraca, Daphniidae.